AGUACCUGGACCUGGUGGGGGCAGCGGGAGAUCAGGCAGACGGCGGGCCAGAGGAAGCACCCUGCCACCUGUCCACCUCAGAACAGCAACCCCUCCCCCAGCAGAGCAGGGGGCACCACCAGCAGAAGAAGGCAAGGCACCAGCAGAGAGAGAGGUUCCAGCAGGGGAAGAGGAGAUCCCAGCAGACAGAGAGAGGAUCCCAGCAGAGGGGGAGGUACCAGUUGAGAAAGGGGACGCUCCAGCAGAGGGAGAGGAGAUCCCAGCAGAUGGAGGGGAGAUCCCAGCAGACAAGAGGAGAUCCCAAAAGAGGCAGAGAAGAUCCCAGCAGAAGGAGAGGCGCCAGCAGAGGAAGGGGGAAGCUCCAACAGGACCAGCUGAGGGAGAGGAGGCUCCAGCAGAAAUGUGGGCAGCUCCAGCAGGGAAGCAGCAGAACUCUGCAGCGGGAAAGGGGAUCGGAGCCGGGAAGAGGGAACCCGGAUGAGGAGCUGUACAACACCAUCCUGAUGCACCAGUCGGCCAGAGCCCGGAUUGAAGACCAACGCAGCAACCCUCCGGCCCGCAGCCCUCGGGACUUCUUCGACCUGCUGGAGCGGCUGCAGGAGAGGCGGAUGGACGAGCAGCGGGCGGCCCCCCCUCCCAGCCUGGGCCCGGGCCCCAAGCGCGGGGGGAGCCCCCCCCGCCGACGAGCGGCGGCCAUCCGUCUUCAUGCCUCUGCUGAAAGGGCAUGUCCCAGAGGCGGACCAACUCUAACUAGGCCCCAGCCUGAGGGGGUGGGUGGGGGUGGGGCGGUUUGGACCCUUGCCCACCCCUGGGGUGGUUGGGUGGGCUGGGGGGGGGGGCAGCAAAAAUCUGUGGGACAAUAAACGAGACCAGAACCAGUCAUCAGGCAUGGCCUGGCCAUUAGCAAUGGUCUUCAACUGCUGGCCCUAUGAAAGGGGGUCCCCUUGCCCAUUUAACCCUGGGCGGGCAAUGUCUCAGGGAACAGAUACCAGCCCCCACCCACCCUGCCCCCCUCCCCCGCUUCAACACCCCUCUCCCCCACCACCGACACCCCACCCCUAGGGAGAGCACUCCACCCCACCCCACCCUCCCAAUUAAACUCCCUCCCACCCACCAUUCUCAUCUCUGCCUCUCCGACUCAGUCCAGCUGCAUCGCAGGGAAGGACCCGGGAAGUUUCCGGUGGCUAUGCAAAUGCAAGUCGUCACCAGUUCUCUCAUUGCCAACCCCCUUCUUCCCACCUCCCCCCCACCCCCCCCAGCCCACACCAUGCCCUCUUGGGGACAGGUGGAAGAGAGAGGGGGCCACAAGAGUUAAUUUCCACCUGUCCCACCGCCCCGUCCCUCAUUGUAGGUUGAGGGUGAAGCCCCGGUCCCCCUGACUCCCUCCCGCCACCUUAACUCCUCAUUAGUACUCGGGCCUUGGGACUGCAGUGGCCUACCCCUCUAAGAAAGCGGGGUGGGCCACUGCAGUCCUUCUGGUGAAGGUGUCUCAGAGUCGGGGAGGGAAUUCCUGGAUUCGGACCCAGUGCCGAUACAUUUUCCAGAUCAGGCAGUAGGGAUGACAACAGCAGGUAGUGCUGCUGCCACACCUCCAGUGGUCCUGGGCUCAAGUCCUGAGAGGAUGGGGUUGCACUGGCACAGCCGAGAUGGGCAGAGCGGCCACCCACUUCUGGCUGUGUUGGAUGGGGAAGCAGGCGUGCCUUGGAGAGGGGAACCUGCUGGUGGUGGUGUUCCCCUUGCGCCUCAGAGACCAAGCAGGUUUGGUAUUGGUAUUGGUUUAUUAUUGUCACCUGUACCGAGGUACAGUGAAUAACUUGUCUGCAUACCGAUCGUACAGGUCAAUUCAUUACACAGUGCAGUUACAUUGGGUUGUUACAGAGUGCAUUGAGGUAGUACAGGUAAAAACAAUAACAGUACAGAGUAAAGUGUCACAGCUACAGAGAAAGUGCAGUGCAAUUAGGUGCAAGGUCACAACAAGGUAGAUCGUGAGGUCACAGUCCAUCUCAUCGCAUAAGGGAACCGUUCAAUAAUCUUAUCACAGUGGGGUAGAAGCUGUCCUUAAGGCUGGUGGUACGUGCCCUCAGGCUCCUGUAUCUUCUACCUGAUGGAAGAGGAGAGAAGAGAGAAUGAUCCGGGUGGGUGGGGUCUUUGAUGGGUGGGGUCUUUGAUGGUGACGUCAGAGUUACCCGCAGUAUGCAAUGCAGAGACGGUGCACUCCGCAGCCACUGUGUGCCGGCAGUGGAGGGAGGAAGGAGUGUCCAAUGUUGUCUCGGGUGUCUCAUGUUUGUAAAUGUUUGAUUGUGUUGUACUGGAAAUGCUGCAGACUGGGCACCGUUGACAGGGUCUGCUCCCUCCAACGUGGCAUCCAGCUUCCUGGAGACAUUUUGUUUUUCAAAAAUAAAUGUUAUUCAUAAAAAUAUACCUGAGAAGUACAAAAACAAACCGGUGCAUGGUUGUCUUUGCAUUCAAAGUAUCGUUCAGUGCACACAUUCACAGGGGAGGACUUACCACCUAUCACCUCUCAGCCUCAGUCGCUGCAUCCACCCCUCCUUCCCCCACCUGCCAAUCAACCCCUCCCCAGCCAGAUCCACCUCCCACUUGCCCGAUCUUGCCUCCCCCUUUACCUCGUGAGAGGCUCUCUCUGCCCUCUGCUCUUUCCGUCCUCGACCCAAAACCUUGACUGUCCUCUUCUCUCCACAGACGCUGCCUGACGCACUCCUUCCCUCGGGGAUCUUGCUCCAUCAUUCAGCUGACCUUUUACCUCCUGCCCCAAUUUUCCAUGUCUCCCACCCCCACCCCCCAUACCCUUAAUAUCUACUGAUAUCUGCCUGGAGUUAACUCAAGUGUCGAGCCUCCACAUCCCAGCAGGGCAGAGUAUUCUAGAGGUUCACCGCACUCUGGGAGAAGAAAUUUACCCUCAUCUCCGCCCCCUUGUUCUGAAAACUGCGAGCCCUGGUUACAGACCCCUCAGCCAGAGGAGACAUCUUCCCCAUCUUCCAGCCUCUCCAGUCCUGUGCAAGCUUCAGUGAGAUCUCCUCUUGUUCUAAACUCUGGAGAACAUGUCCACUCAAUCUUUCCUCCUGCAGCCAACUCUGAGAGUAGUAGGAAUGCAGCGUUGAGGCUCCAGUCAGAUCACACCAGGGUCACUGAGUGUGGUGAAGAAGGCACUUGGUACGCUGGCCAGACUCGAGGGAGAGCUUGGGGCAGGCUAGGACUUCAUAGAACACCACAGCACAGUACAGGCCCUUCGGCCCACCAUGUUGUGUCAACAUUUUAUCCUGUUCUAAUAUCUAUUUAACUCUUCCCUCCCACAUAGCCCCCCAUUUCUCUAUCAUUCAUGUGUCUAUCUAAGAGUCUCUUAAAUGUCCCUAAUGUACCUGCCCCCACAACCUCUGCAGGCAGUGCAUUCCACGCACCCACCACUCCCUGUGUAAAAAACUUACCCCUGACAUCCCCCUUAUACCUUCCUCCAAUCACUUCCUCGGAGCAUAGGAGACUGAGGGGUGAUGUUGUAAAGGUGUAUAAAAUCAUGAGGGGCACAGAUAGGGCGAAUGCACUCAGUAUUUUUCCUGGGGUCGGGGUAUCAAGAACUAGAGGGCGGAGGUUUAAGCUGAGAGGGGAAAGAUUUAAAAGGGACCUCUUCACGCAGAAGGUGGUGGGUAUAUGGAACCAGCUGCCGGGGAAGUGUUAGAGGCAGGGACAACAGUUAAAAGAUAUUUGGGCAGGUACAUGGCUAGGAAAGGUUUAGAGGGACAUGGGCCAAACCCACCUACAUAACUACCUUCUGCCUCUCACCAGGACCACCCGCCAGCUGGUGCUCCUCCCCUCUCCCCUUUUAUUCUGGUCUCUGCCCUCUUCCUUCCCAGUCCUGAUGAAGGGUUUCCACCCGAAACAUUGACUGUCCAUUUCCCUCCAUAGGUGCUGCCUGACCCGCUGAGUGUCUCCAGCGUUUCGUGUGUGUGUAUAUUGCUCCAGAUCUGCAGAAUCUCUUGUGUCUCCGGGCAGAUGGGCCAUCUCAGUCAGCAUGGACAAGUUGGGCCGAAGGGCCUGCUCCCUUGCCGUGUGGCUCUAUGGAUGGUGGAGCUGCAGUGACCUCCACUACCACCUCCCACCCACCACCCCCGCUCCUAAUCAGCCAAGCAUUGCACGUCCCAGGCGCUACACAAGCGAAGCAAACCACCCAACCGACGAAUAUCGGGGGGAGGCGGGGGCGUGGUUUCCCCGCGUCGGCCAAUGAGGGCGGAGCAGGGCGCCGGUAGCGGAGGGCGCCGUGCGCCUUUAAGGUGGAGGAGGCGGGGCGUCGGCCGACCUGCUGGCACCGCCCCUUUAAGCAGCCGGCUGGGGUGACGCGGCGCUGGACUCGGGCUGAGCCACGUCACACCUCAGGGUCCCGGGCUCGGCGGCGGUUCCGCAGACAUGAUCCUGAUGACCAUGAUCGCCCGGGUGGCGGACGGGCUGCCUCUGGCCGCCUCCAUGCAGGAGAACGAGCAGUCCGGACGGAAUCUACAGGAGUAUCAGAACCAGGCGAAGCAGCUGUUCCGGAAGCUGACAGAACAUUCUCCGACACGGUGCAGCCUAGAGACGGGCUCCCUAAUGUUCCACUACCUGAUCGACCGGAGCGUCUGCUACCUGGUGCUGUGCGAGGGCAACUACCCAAAGAUGGCCUACGCCUUCCUGGAGGACCUGCAGGCAGAGUUCAGCGAGCUGUACAUCAGAAAGGUGGCCACCGUCUCCCGGCCCUAUGUCUUCAUCGAGUUUGACACCUACAUCCAGAAGCUGAAGAAGUCCUACAGUGACUCGUGGUCCCGACGGAAGCUUGGCUCCAUCAACACAGAGCUGCAGGACGUCCAGCGCAUCAUGGUAACCAACAUUGAGGAGGUCCUGCAGCGGGGGGAGGCGCUGUCAGCUCUCAACACCAAAGCCAGUAACCUCUCCAGCCUCUCCAAGAAGUACCAGCUCGACGCAAAGGAGCUCAACUCCAGGUCGCGCUUCACCAAGGUGGCAGCCACCGGCGUCUGCAUCUUCGUGGUGGUCCUCUACUUCUGGUGGCUCUGAGACCACAGCUGCGGGGGCGAAGGACACGGCAGUGAACCGGGAACGCUGCUGGGUAACUGUGGAAGGGGUACCGUGUGCCCGCAGUGUAAACGUGACUCAGCAGUGCGGCUCCUGGUUGGGGGCACUCCCCAUCGCUGGGUGGGGUGAGGGGUGGGUUGGGGUUGAGGCUGGAGAAACGGGCAGUGCCUGGGUUUGUGACACAGUGCUGGUUCCCAGAUCUGCAGGGCAGCUGUGGGAGGAUGAUGCCUCCCCUCUGCGCAGUGCAGGUUAAAUAUGGAGAGAAGCUCCCUCAACACAGUUAAAGCUGUCUGUGAGCUACAAUAACAGUGAGCUACGGUUUGUUUUUAAACAGCCCCCG
This is a messenger RNA of Pristis pectinata (smalltooth sawfish), 5413 nucleotides long. RefSeq names its product vesicle-trafficking protein SEC22b-like. Gene Ontology annotation, biological process: endoplasmic reticulum to Golgi vesicle-mediated transport; vesicle fusion with Golgi apparatus; retrograde vesicle-mediated transport, Golgi to endoplasmic reticulum. The record is from RefSeq and is a predicted model, not a curated record. Gene Ontology annotation, cellular component: Golgi membrane; SNARE complex; endoplasmic reticulum membrane. Gene Ontology annotation, molecular function: SNAP receptor activity. Lineage: Eukaryota; Metazoa; Chordata; Chondrichthyes; Rhinopristiformes; Pristidae.